GUGUGCCGGGCGGGGAGGUUCUUGCGGGCCGGACCGGGCCGGCCACAUCUUUUAAUCGGCGGGCGCCGAACCGGGACCGCCGCCAUGAGCAAGAUCUCCAGGUUUUUCAAGGGGGGCGGCUCGGCCGCCUCCAAGGGCCGCGGGGGGCCUUCGCCGCAGGAGGCUCUGGCCCGGUUGCGGGAGACGGAGGAGAUGCUCAGCAAGAAGCAGGAGUACCUGGAGACGCGGAUCGAGCGGGAGCUGGCGGUAGCCCGGCAGCACGGCACCAAGAACAAGCGAGCUGCCUUACAAGCACUGAAGAGGAAAAAGAGAUAUGAGAAACAGUUGAGUCAAAUUGAUGGGACGCUUUCGACCAUUGAGUUCCAGAGAGAGGCAUUGGAGAAUUCCCACACGAACACAGAAGUGCUCAAGAAUAUGGGUUAUGCUGCACAAGCUAUGAAAAAAGUACAUGAAAAUAUGGACUUGAACAAAAUUGAUGAUUUGAUGCAAGAUAUCACUGAACAGCAAGAUGUUGCCCAGGAAAUUUCAGAUGCUAUCUCAAACCGAGCCAACUUUGGUGAUGAGUUUGAUGAGGAUGAGUUGAUGGCAGAAUUAGAAGAACUGGAGCAAGAAGAACUGAACAAGGGAAUGAGAGAUGUCAGGUUGCCAAGUGUUCCGUCCACAUCGCUGCCUUCUCGCCCUGCAUCAACCAGGAGGAGAGCAGAGGAUGAAGAUGAAAUGAAGAAGCUGGCUGCCUGGGCUUCAUAAGAGCGCAGUCUUUUAUAACUCUGUGCAUUAUGGUGCAAGUGUAAAGAGCUAUAAUGCUGUUUUAUAACCUUACUGAUUUAGUGUGGUUGCACUUCAUAC
Empidonax traillii (willow flycatcher) is the source of this 846-nucleotide messenger RNA. RefSeq names its product charged multivesicular body protein 4C (gene CHMP4C). Gene Ontology annotation, cellular component: ESCRT III complex; cytoplasmic side of plasma membrane; multivesicular body. The transcript is spliced from 5 exons. Gene Ontology annotation, biological process: vesicle budding from membrane; late endosome to vacuole transport via multivesicular body sorting pathway. The record is from RefSeq and is a predicted model, not a curated record. Bases 85 to 747 code for a protein of 220 amino acids. Lineage: Eukaryota; Metazoa; Chordata; Aves; Passeriformes; Tyrannidae.